Molecule: messenger RNA, 1589 nt
Organism: Phalacrocorax carbo (great cormorant)
Lineage: Eukaryota; Metazoa; Chordata; Aves; Suliformes; Phalacrocoracidae
Source: RefSeq, a predicted model, not a curated record
GUAGCACUCAAGGUCAGAGUCAGCAAAUCCUCCUCUAAAAAUAGGCUCUAGUUGCAAAGUGAGUAAGAUUUCUUUUAUCGUUCUGCUGCACUUCGCAGGACCCAGCUACCUAGAGCACCCACCUAAGCUUACAGAUUCUUGCACAUCCUGAGCACACUAAUCCACGGACAAGAUGUCAUCAGCAGGUUUGAACGCUGGGAAGAAAAAUGCAUACAGAGCAAUUAAAGUAGAUCCUGAUGAGGAUUACUGUACCCCAGGUGCAUUUGAAUUGGAGCGACUCUUCUGGAAAGGAUGCCCGAAGUACACUCACGUCAACGAAGUCUGGCCCAACCUCUACAUAGGAGAUGAGAAAACUGCCUUAGAUCGCUACAGCCUUGAGAAAGCAGGCUUCACCCACAUCCUCAAUGCGGCCCACGGUCAGCGGAACGUGGACACGGGACCGGAAUACUAUCACGACAUGACUGUGGAGUACCAUGGAGUGGAAGCAGACGAUCUCCCCACUUUCAAGCUCAGCCAGUUCUUUUAUUCAGCUUCUAAAUUCAUUGAUAAUGCACUUCAGGAUGAAAGAAACAAGGUUCUGGUUCACUGCGCCAUGGGUCGCAGCCGGUCCGCCACGCUGGUCUUGGCUUACCUGAUGAUUUACAAGAACAUGACAGUGGUGGAUGCCAUUGAGCAAGUAUCAAGACACCGAUGCAUCUUGCCAAACCGGGGCUUCUUGAAGCAGCUGAGAGAACUGGACAUAGCGCUGGCGCUGCAGAGGAGGAACACCAAGAACAGCCGGCCGCCCGACGCCGAAGAGAACAGUGCCGCGGUCUAGCACUGUUCCUGGCAGCGUUGUGCUACUGGGAAAGCAGCUCCUUAAAAGGAGGGGAGGGGAAGGUGUAGUUAAUUACAGUCACAAGGAUCGUUUGUUAUUUGGAAGGAAAAACAAAGUCAUUUCAAACACUGUUAAGACGAGAAAGAAGGGAAGCCAAAUUUAAACCCCAUCAUCUUUGAAUGUUCCAGCCUUAGCAGAAUUCUUUGAAAACAUCAACAAAUAAAUUUUAUCCUCUGUAAAAAAGCUUUUACGCUCAAAAGCAGGCCCAACUUAAAGAAAACCCUCUUCUAGCUGAGUACCCCCAAAAUCCCGAACCUAAUCCAAGCACAUGGCCUUCAAAGGAGUGGAGCUAGGCAUUGCUGAAGAAAUUUUGCAGCAAAAAUACUGAGAUGGGAGCAGCACAGAGGAGUUGUUGGGUUUAGUCUCAAGAGUCCUGAAAGAAUUCACAGGAGUUUGCCUUUUUGGGCUGUUUCCUGGCAUCUCUUUUUCUUCUUUCACAGUAAUAACUUAGGGCAGCACGGCGUUUAGAAAGCCUCCAGAUGAGGAUCAACUACCCAGCCUUCACAAUGGACUUCGCAGCAGCCCAUGCAAACUAGGAACAAAGCAAGACCCUAAAGGUCAGAUGCAUAAGGAGAUAAAAUGGACAAUUCAAGGAGACACACACGUAUGACAUUUUAACGGUUUCAGUUUUGUUUUUCCUGAAUGCUUUAACUGCCUGAAUUUUGUAAAGUCCUAUACAUAUGUAUCCAAGUCAAUUUACUAGUCCACAAAA